AUGUCCUACAACCCCAAUCCGCCUCACGGCGGGGCCCGCCCUGGCGAUUCGAGCAUGGCCCAGAACUUCAACAGCAUGUUACAGCGUUCCCUCCAAGAGCAGGGGCAGCCAGAGCCCGUUGCGGAAGCUCCGGGUGCGCCGCCGCAAGCCAUUGGAUACGGAGGUGUAUACAAUGCCACACCGCCACCACAGCAGUUGACACCGAACGCCCUCGGAGGUGCAAGAGGGCCCCCGCCUCAGCAAAUUCUCCCAGUCGACCUCCCGCCGCAAGCCUUCCUCACCUCCUCGAUGCUUCUAGACAUGGUCGACAAGAAAGUCGACGUCUUGCUUCGCGACGAGAAGGAAUACAUCGGUAUACUACGUUCCUAUGAUCAGUUUGCGAACCUCGUCCUCACAGAAUGCACGGAACGGAUAGCUGCCCGGAACCCGGAGGCGACGUCUGACCCUACAGUUCCCAAGUGGUUGAUAUGCGACGUUAAGCUCCCCGGCGUCAUGACAAUACGCGGCGAAAAUGUAACUAUCUGCGCAACAGUCGACCUCGACCGAGAAGACAGCCCAAAAGGUGUCGUGUUCACUCCUGAAAAAGAGGUCAGGGCUCUAGCGGCAGCUCAAAGAGCCGACAAAAAGGAGCUAGAUGCACGAAAAGCGAAGGCGCUGAAGCAGGCUGGCAUUGAACCGGGGUUCGGGAUGCAAGCGUAA
Molecule: messenger RNA, 699 nt
Organism: Trematosphaeria pertusa
Lineage: Eukaryota; Fungi; Ascomycota; Dothideomycetes; Pleosporales; Trematosphaeriaceae
Exons: 4
Coding region: 1-699 (232 amino acids)
Biological process (GO): deadenylation-dependent decapping of nuclear-transcribed mRNA
Cellular component (GO): P-body; Lsm1-7-Pat1 complex
Molecular function (GO): RNA cap binding
Source: RefSeq, a predicted model, not a curated record